Messenger RNA from Danio aesculapii, 1706 nucleotides. RefSeq names its product serine protease 33. Gene Ontology annotation, biological process: proteolysis. Gene Ontology annotation, molecular function: serine-type endopeptidase activity. The record is from RefSeq and is a predicted model, not a curated record. The coding region runs from base 243 to 1163 and encodes 306 amino acids. The transcript has 7 exons. NCBI's taxonomy places the organism in Eukaryota, Metazoa, Chordata, Actinopteri, Cypriniformes, Danionidae.
GAUCAAUUCCUCUGUUGAAAUUAUAUCGUGUUUAUUAAUCAAAACGGACGGAAAGGUAAACUUGGAGAGAUACGAAUAUGUAGCAUCACAAAUCUUGGCGCAGUCGGUCUUCGGAGAUUUGGGUUCAAAUGGUUUUCUUGUGCUUAAAAGUAAACGGAGCUCGCUGACUUUUAUUGUUCGAGUAGACGGAAUAUUCUUGAAUUAUAGCAUCUUUGACAUUACAGAUAUUCGGACUGAACACAAUGACUGAUUCAUGUCUACUGCUGCUCUUCUUGAUGGCGACAGGAUUGUCAACGUGUCUGGCACAAGUGUGCGGCAGGCCUCCGCUAGGGAAACGCAUUGUUGGAGGAGUUGAAGCGUCACCAGGAUCGUGGCCUUGGCAAGUGGAUAUUCAGAUGGGAUCCAAUGGACAUGUCUGCGGUGGAUCUAUCAUUGCUAAAAAUUGGGUCCUUUCUGCUGCGCAUUGCUUUCCUAACCCCUCAGAAGUGUCUGCGUACACUCUGUACAUGGGACGUCAUCUGCUCAAUGGCUAUAACCAGUUUGAGAAGGUCAGUCACGUGCAGCGAGUGGUCAUUCCUGAAGGAUACUCAGACCCUCAGGGCGGCAGAGAUGUAGCGUUGGUGCAGCUGCGCUCUCCGGUCUCCUGGACAGACAGGAUUCAGCCCGUGUGUCUGCCGUUUGCUGGUUUCCAGUUCAACAGUGGGACCUUGUGCUACGUGACAGGCUGGGGACACAAACAGGAGGGUGUUUCCCUCACUGGAGCCGCAGCUCUACGGGAAGUAGAAGUGCCUAUUAUUGACCAAUCAUCCUGCCAGUUUAUGUAUCAGAUUUUGUCGUCUGAUUCAGCAACUGUUGACAUCCUAUCAGACAUGAUCUGUGCUGGAUAUAAAGAGGGAGGCAAGGAUUCUUGUCAGGGGGACUCUGGAGGGCCUCUAGUUUGUCCUGUUGGCAAUGGGACAUGGAUUCAAGCAGGAGUUGUGAGUUUUGGACUUGGUUGUGCUCAGAAAAACCGACCAGGUAUCUAUUCUCGAGUGUCAAGUUUUGAAAAGCUCAUCCGCACCACAGUUCCAGAAGCGUACUUUUUGGGCCAUGCUUGGAGAAGCAAAAGUCAAAUGCCUCUGGUUAUAGGCCUGUCGUUAGCAUUAGUACUCAUUUGGAGAUAAUGGAUUAGUUAAGCAGAUGGAAUUUACAAGUGACACAAUCAUUCUUCUGUAAAACGCCACCGGUUUUGUUCAUGUGGCAUUAAUUGUUUUUAUUGCACAUUAGAAUGAAGUCAGUGCAAAGCUUCAAAUGAUCUUGCACAUUAUUUUUAAUUAUGAUAUGAUUUGCAAUAUGUCUAUAUGAAAUGAUCUAGUCAUCUGAUCAUGCCUAAGCACAAUCUAGUCCUUGCAUUGUUAUUGUGUUUUAGAGUUAUUAUUAUGUAAUUGCAAUAAUGUCAUCAAGACCUCAGAACACUUUAUAAUGCCAAUAUCCUAAUUCAUAGGAUAAAUUCAGUAUCAUUUUUUUUUAUUUCUUAUUUUGAUUGAUUGUCAUGAAAUUGUAAUUGAUUGACUGAAUGAGGCAUAUGAUUGCACACUGUCCACUGCUUGCUUUCACUCAUGCGUUCAAUAUCAGUGUUGUAACAUCUUAAAUAAUUGUACAUUUUAUAUUGGAUUAGUAUGCCAUUUGUUUUCUCUUUUGCAUGUUUUUUAAUGAAGAUGGAUUUG